Molecule: messenger RNA, 721 nt
Organism: Mya arenaria
Lineage: Eukaryota; Metazoa; Mollusca; Bivalvia; Myida; Myidae
Product: C-type lectin domain family 17, member A-like
Exons: 5
Coding region: 134-604 (156 amino acids)
Source: RefSeq, a predicted model, not a curated record
AGUUCAAACUUGUACAUUUGGCAACGCAGAGGAAGAUAACACUCUGUGUAAAUUCUUAAUAUACUAGUGACUUUAGAACUUUUGCCUGCCUUACUUUUAAAGAUAAUUGGGAUAAAGUACGCGUGAAGUGUUGAUGAUGAAUAUUUUACUACUCGUCUUUCUGUUUUAUCAUGCAUGUAACGGGCAGUGUCCUGACGGGUGGCUGAGGCAUGUCGACUCCUGCUAUCACUUCAGCCACGACCAAGAGUCAUACACAGGCGCUCAGGCGAUAUGCCACGAAAUGGCGGAGGGGAGCACGCUGGUGGAGAUUGAGACAUUGGCGGAGAACUCGUACCUCGCCCACGCCGCAGAUAUGCGCAAACUUCAGUACCGAAUAGGGUUGACGGACCUUGCAGAAGAGGGGAUUUGGCUAUGGAGCGGAAGUAAGGAGCACGCCACCUAUUUUUCCUGGGGACCCGGGGAGCCUAACGGUAGGAACUCCGCCGGCGACGAGGAAAACUGUGUCGUCAUAGAAACAGCGGGCACCUGGCAUGACGUCAUCUGUCAUGACUUCCGACAUUACAUCUGCGAGUUACGUUUGGAGAAUGCCGUCGUUGUUGGGUAACUGGGAAUUUAUACACUUGCAAUUCAAUGUGGAUGGAAUACGUUGUUAUCAAGCGUUUAAAAGUCAUGCCGCUAUUUUAUAUUUCCAAUACUUAAAAAAUAACGUAUUCUAUGUUUA